Messenger RNA from Dermatophagoides pteronyssinus (European house dust mite), 1503 nucleotides. RefSeq lists its product as uncharacterized. The record is from RefSeq and is a predicted model, not a curated record. NCBI's taxonomy places the organism in Eukaryota, Metazoa, Arthropoda, Arachnida, Sarcoptiformes, Pyroglyphidae.
AUGACAUUAAUUAAAAUUAUUGGAAACAACGCAGAAACAGUAGGUUAUCCUAUUGUAUGGAGAAAAUCAUCUCACGAUAUAGCAAAAGAAAUCGUGCAAGGAGAAUUUCAUAUCCAUUUGAUAAAUCCAUGUGAUGUAAUUGAAGACCUAAAGAAUACCAACAAAAACGCUAGCUUCUUGGAGAAGUUUGAUCGGCUCCGAUGUUCAGCAUUGUACAUAAAGCAAGUCAAAAGACCAUUGAAGAGAUAUUGCAAGGAAGUACAUGUUGACGAUGAAAGUCAUGAAAUUACAAAAAGAGGAGUAAUCAGUAUUGCAUACAAUACAGUAAAAGUGAUUAUUUCCGUUCUUGCUGUAAUUGGACUGGUUAACAUUUUCGGUUCCCACAAUGAUGGAUAUGAUCCUGAAUUGGGUAAGUUGGAACUUGAAAUUAAUCAAAAAAUGUUUGGAGUCAUCAGGAAACUUCAUGACGAACUAUAUGAAGUAAGAUCUGAAUUGGAAGCUGAAAGAGUCAUGACUAUGUUAAGCAUUAAAUUCAGUGAAUCGGAAAAAUUGAUUCACCAAAUUUUUGACUCUGAGAAUCCACGAUUUGCGAAUGCAUUGGAAUCUUUGUUCCCAGGAAUUACUAUGGGACCAAAUACGCCGAAGAAAUACUGGCAUAUGGAAAGUUGUCUCAUAAAACAAAAUGGAAUAAAGACAAAAUUGAUUAUCAACAUAAAUGGCAUAAGGACGGAUCAAGAUUACACCUUAUUAAGAGCUGAUCCAUUUUACCUAGCAGUUCUAGAACCGAAAAAUUUGACGGGACAUGAGGAAAUUUGUCUAACGAAAUAUAACGGACCUCAAUAUGUGGUAUAUCAGGAAAAAACUGGUUGCUCAGCAGAAAUCGUGUUUGAUCCAAUAGAGGAGCAUCAAACACCAUUUGUAUUUCAUUCACCAACUUGCCGACGGGCAAUGAAAUCUGUGGUGAAUCAAUGGAAGAAAACAAAGUGCAUGCAAUCAGAUAAAAUUAUACCAGAGGAAAUUGUCCAAGUAAAGAUGGACAAUGAAUUUGUAUAUUAUUACUGCUAUACCCAGAAUACCACCAUAAUGGGUAUUGAAGAAAAAUGCCAGAACAAAAUUUAUAAAGUGAAGAAAGGCAAGAAUAUCACCAUAAAUCAUGAGGUGAUAAAAUUCCACAAGGUCAGGAUGGAAUUAUUUACGAAUAUUGAUACGGACCUCACUGAUGCAAUUAACAGCAAAAUUUUCCGCCAAAAUGACGUGGAAAUUGCUCUGAAUCAUCUAGAGAAAAUGAUAGAGCAAGAGGAUCAACUAGUGGCGAAAAUCACUAGUUCGUAUUUACGAUAUUAUUUGAUCUGGACUACUGCAAUUGUAAUAACUAUAGCAUUAAUUAUUGCAAUAUGUUAUAUUUGUUAUCAAAAGAAGAAGUCUGUAAAAUAUCGUGAAAAACGUCGGGAAAGGCUGGAGAGUGCAUUGCGAAGUGAGAGGAUUGCAAUGACAGCAGUAUAG